AUGUUACAUCUGUACCAGCCAUGUCUUGACAUCACCGCUCACUCAGCUUCUACACUCAUCCAUCUCCCUUUGACUCAAAUCUCCCUCCUCCUCAAAGCCUCCAAUGUCCUCGGCAUGCCCCGCGACGGCGAUCCUCUAGACGUCUUUGUUCGGUUCAAGCAGCACGUGGACACGGCCUUUCACUCCCUCCUCCAACCCCACCAGCCACAGUUGCCAUCAGACUCGCAAUCUGAUCUGUCAACCUCCAAAUCACCGGACAACCCUAUUUCUGACAGCUCUAACCACACAGCGCCCCUUGCUCCGGUCACAAUGGACAGCCUGGAAUCGCGCCCACUGGCUCUAGACACCGUCUCAGUUGCAUCAUGGGCUUAUUCGCCAGCAAACCUGCGCCACCUCAGACAGCCUGUUCCGAGUGACCUACCAUCACAAUACGACUCUUCGGUCUUCACCUUUGAGGAUGCUUUUGAAGAUUUGCUCACCGUUUCUCUGGGACGGCCUCUGCCUGACAUCAAAUCCAGAUAUAACCAGAGGCAGCUGCUGCGGCAAAUGUUCUCCAAUGGCGAGCCUACCUGGUUCUGGCUUCGAAGGCUAGAAUCUCAAGGUUUGCUUAGACGACCCACUCGGGAUGAGCUGUACUACCAGCCUCGAAACUUUGGUCUGUUUGAAAACGAUGCCGAACCUGAGUUCCCCAAGUCAAAUUGGAAUGACUGGUCCAAGUUUCACGAAGAGCUUGAUCGAAAGGCUGCCGAAGUGUGGGGAAGUGCUGCUGCAGGUGAACAGUCUGAUAGCCACGGCACCAGCUUCUUCGAUGAAGUGCGCCAGACAUUCAAGCAACUAGAUGAUAGCUUCCACGGGCGUAAUAAGUCGCAGCAAGAGGGCCAUGAAAACCAUCACCAGAAGCGCUUCCCCGAUCACUUUGACGACCUCUUCUCCUCUCUUAGCUCAAGCUUUGCAGAGGGCCACAAGACGUGGGAUACAUUCGUCAAAAGUAUCACGGACAGCAAACCUGUAUCCAUCGAUAGCUCGGCUUCUCCACCAUCCAACUCAAGUGAGGAAAAGGUAUAUGACAACGGAAAUAGGGAGGUUGUAACAAGAGACGAGAAAGUCAACAGUCUUGGCUACUUGACCACGACGGUCACGAAGAAGACGUAUGAUAAGAACGGUAAUGAAAUCGGAGUGGAGACGCACUUUACUAUGCGUCCUGCGGAUAAGACGCAAAAAAAUGAAGCUGGGGGAAGUAAUGAUACCAAUGUUAUUGAGCGAGAAGCAGAUGACCAGCAGACGAAGGAUAAGAAGUCGGGGUGGUUCUGGAAAUAA
This is a messenger RNA of Trichoderma virens Gv29-8, 1317 nucleotides long. RefSeq lists its product as uncharacterized. The coding region runs from base 1 to 1317 and encodes 438 amino acids. The record is from RefSeq and is a predicted model, not a curated record. Lineage: Eukaryota; Fungi; Ascomycota; Sordariomycetes; Hypocreales; Hypocreaceae. The transcript is spliced from 3 exons.